Molecule: messenger RNA, 2353 nt
Organism: Nymphaea colorata (pocket water lily)
Lineage: Eukaryota; Viridiplantae; Streptophyta; Magnoliopsida; Nymphaeales; Nymphaeaceae
Exons: 1
Coding region: 231-1958 (575 amino acids)
Cellular component (GO): Golgi apparatus
Source: RefSeq, a predicted model, not a curated record
CCCCUCUCACUCUCUCUCAUCACUACCGCUCGCUCAGCAAACCACUGUACAGAAAGCGAUCCCGCUGAACCCACCGACUCCCUCCCUGCCUCUUCCUGAGAGAGGGAAAAAGAAGCAGAAGCAAGAAGCAGGAAGCAAAAGGGCAAGCCUCUCUCUCUCUCUCUCUUUCUCUGAAAGCUGCCUUGCAUUCUUCCAUUUGAGUCCUCCCGUGCCUUUGAUCCGAGAGAAAUAUGGCGGAUUCGAACCCGUCGGCGGAGCCGCUGGGACAGAAUCUGAUAAAGAUGAUCAGCAACGCCUGCUUCUCGCUUUUCGUGAUGAUGGUGUUGGUCUUCACCGUCAUUGCCAUCACCUACCAGCCGCCCGACCCCUGGCUGGAGUCCUCCAAGGCCAUCACGAAGGUUUUCUCUGACGUUGAGAACGCCACCUUCAAGCAGGACGACUCCGUGCUCAGAACCGGCGAGGAUCUCAACAUCUCCACUCUUGCCCCUUCCCCUUCUCCUCAACCCAUAACCCUUCAGUCUGUCGAGCGCCAGGCCGAGAAGAUCAAUUCGUCCGUCUCUGCGUGCGCGGACAACGGUGGUAUCACUGACGACGGCUUCGUUAAUUGCUCCGACCCUCGGGUUUUGAUCGCGAUCGAACGGUUUAACCUUAGGAUUUUCUCUGGGAUCCAGUUCUUCGAGUACCAGAAGCCCGUAAAUGGAUCGAGGCCGGAUGAAUGUGACGUUAGCUGGAGGUUCAGAUCUAAGAAGGAGAAGUCGUGGAGGAAGUACAGGGACUUCAGGAGGUUCACAUUGAGGGUUGGGGAUAAUUGCAGUUACUACGAGAUCGUGAAGGCCGGACGGUGGCAUUCGGGGAAGAAUGCGAGGCCGGUGAGCGUCCAAAAGAGUGCUCCGGUGAAGAAACCUCACUGGCGGCGAUCCCCGCCGACCUCUCCUUCCUUGACGAAUUCUUCGUCUUCUUCUUCCGUCUUUGUGGUUGAAGAUGGUAUCAACGACACAGUGCCGAACUUGCCCUAUCAAAUGGCAUUCAGGAAGGGGAUGAAGUAUCUGUACUAUUCGAGGGGAGGGGAUUACUGCAAGGGGAUGAAUCACUACCUAUGGAGUUUCCUGUGUGCUCUGGGGGAGGCGCAGUUUCUGAACAGGACCCUGGUGAUGGAUAUGAGCAUCUGCCUGGCUUCGAUGUACCGUUGGAAUGGAACAGAUGAAGAAGGAAAGGACUUUAGAUUCUACUUUGAUCUGGAGCAUCUGAAAGAGUCGGUUCCGAUUGUGGAAGAAGGCCAGUUCCUUAAUGACUGGAAGACGUGGAACCGGAUGCACAAGAAGGACAAAGUGCCAGUGAGAAAGGUUAAUAGCUACAAGGUAGCACCAAUGCAGCUGAAGAAAGAGAAGAGCACCAUCGUCUGGAGGCAGUUCGAUGGGCCGGAGCCGGAGAACUACUGGUAUAGGGUCUGUGACGGGCAGGCUUCGAAGUUCGUUCAGAGGCCGUGGCAUGCUAUCUGGAAGUCGAAAAGGCUGAUGAAUAUAGUUUCUGAGAUCAGUGGCAGGUUGGAUUGGGAUUUCGACGCUGUUCAUGUGGUAAGGGGGGAGAAGGCACAGAACAAGGAAUUGUGGCCUAAGCUUGAUGCCGAUACAUCUCCAGGAGCACUGCUUGAGAAACUGAAACAGAGAAUUCAGCCUGGAAGAAAAGUAUAUAUAGCUACAAAUGAGCCUUUCUAUAAUUAUUUCGACCAUCUCAGAUCUGAUUAUAAGAUCUACCUACUCAAUGACUUCAGCGAACUGUGGGGGGUAAGCAGUGAAUGGUAUAACGAGACGAGGCUGUUGAAUCGCGGGGAUCCUGUUACUUUUGAUGGCUAUAUGCGAGUGGAAGUAGACACUGAGGUUCUAUACAGGGCAAAGAAACGGAUAGAGACGUUUGGGGACCUUACAAAGGAUUGCAAGGAUGGUAUCAAUACCUGCUAGACUCGGGAGUAGAAAAAGAUGGGAGAUAGCAUGUUCUUUUCAAAGGCGGGUGAGGGGUGUUGUAGAUGAAUUGGUAUCCUUCGUGCCAUUUUGUGCGGCCUGCUUCAACCAUUGAAUUUCGCUGUAAUUGUUCUCGUUAUUAUGAUUAGUUUAUUGCUUUCAGCGGCUGUGGCAUUUGUAAGCUUUGUAUUGUUUUUUAUUUUUAUUUUUAUUUUCCCAUUUCACAUCUUUGUUGUACUAAUCAGAGUUGGCCCAAUUCUAUUUUAAGAUGUCGUUGCCACAUGCCUUACAUAUGGGCCAACUGCUUUAGUUUUCAGAUUGCCCUUGGAUUAUAUUUGUGGAUAUUUCAGUAAGAUGAUGCAAGUGCACUAUGAACAUUUAAAUAUGCUUUUCAA